Messenger RNA from Beauveria bassiana ARSEF 2860, 4401 nucleotides. Its product is annotated as condensin complex component SMC4. Gene Ontology annotation, molecular function: ATP binding; protein binding. Lineage: Eukaryota; Fungi; Ascomycota; Sordariomycetes; Hypocreales; Cordycipitaceae. Gene Ontology annotation, cellular component: chromosome. Gene Ontology annotation, biological process: mitotic chromosome condensation. The record is from RefSeq and is a predicted model, not a curated record. The transcript is spliced from 4 exons. Bases 1 to 4401 code for a protein of 1466 amino acids.
AUGUCGGCUGCGGCAUCACGGUCGUCCCGACGCGUUGCUACACGCCGUAGGGCCGUCGUCGACUCCGACGAUGAGCUGUCCGUCAUUAGCAAAACUCAAGACGACGAGCUCGAUGAAUUGGACCAAGAUAUAUCGCAACUUCCGCAGCGCAGGACACGAAGCGGCCGUGCCUCGAUGGCCUCUACCACAACCGCCAAACCCAGAGCGACGAGGACCACGCGCAAGGUGUCGGCUCCCGCGCAGAACGCAAGCGUAGAGCCCGAACCGGCCCCAGAACUUGAAGAGAAGCCUGCCCCCGAGUUUGCGCCCAAGCAGGAUGAGAAUACGCCCGUCGAAGCGGCCAGCGACCCAGUCAAGACUGAGCCGGCGCCUUCAGAGUCACCAAAGCGCGUCCGCCGGAGCGCUACGCCGCGAACCUCUGUGGCCGAGGCGCCCAAGCUCGUACCUCAGACUCCGAGCAGCAAGCCUCGUUCACCGCAGAUUGGCGCGCCCAACGCCUCGCCGCUUGCCGAUAUCACUGGCAUGAAUACUCGCCUCCCGGACGUGACGCAGACCGUCAAGCCGAUGAGGUCUAUGGACACAUUCCUCGACAAGCCGCUUGACAUCGUGGUCAAGCAGCGUACCAUGGCAAUUCCCUUUGUCGAGGAUACAACACCGAAAUCGCGUAUUGUCAUCACGUAUCUCAUUCUCACAAACUUCAAGAGUUAUGCUGGGCGACAAGAAGUUGGCCCUUUCCACGCUACCUUUUCGUCGGUAGUUGGGCCCAACGGAUCUGGAAAGUCCAACGUUAUUGAUUCGCUCCUGUUUGUCUUUGGGUUCCGCGCUAGCAAGAUGCGACAGGGCAAGAUCUCUGCUCUUAUUCACAACUCAGCCCAAUACCCUGACCUCGACCAUUGCGAGGUCGCUGUUCACUUCCAGGAGGUCAUGGAUCAGCCUGGCGGUGGCCACGUCGUCAUUCCGGACUCAGAAUUAAUCAUCUCUCGCAAAGCCUUCAAGAACAACUCGAGCAAAUAUUACAUCAACAACAAAGCAUCCGAUUUCACGACUGUCACUACUCUAUUGAAGGACAAGGGUGUAGAUCUGGACCACAAGCGUUUCCUGAUUCUCCAGGGUGAAACUCCCAUCGAAGAAUCAGCGGCCGAGGUUGAGGCCCUCAACGAUGUUUGUGUCGAAAAGAGCAGCCGUGUACAACACGUCGAGAAGGAAAAGAGCAGUCUAGAAGGGAAGAAGGAUAUUGCUUUGGCGCUCAUUCGUGACGAGAAUGAACUCACAAUCAAGCAAUCCGCCCUCUAUCAGCUUUUCCUACACGAAUGCAACGAAAACAUCGUGGUUACGGAGGAAGCCAUCAACCAAAUGCAGGCCCAGCUCGAUGACGAGCUCGAGAAACACCAAGGCAGUGAGACACUCAUCAAGGAUCUUCAGAAGCAGUACAAGCAGGGGAGCAAAGAGGUCGACGCCUCAGACAAGCAUACCCAAGCGCUUGCAAAAGAGAUGGCGCAGUUUGACCAAGAACGCGUCAAGUUCGACGAGAAAAAGAAGUUCCUCGACGGCAAGCGUAAGAAGUUUGAAAGGACCAUUGCCAAUGCCGAAAAGGAUUCUGCCACUGCCGAUGAGACAAUAGCCGAAAGCACCAAGACAAUGGAGAAAAGCACCAAGGAUGUUGCAGAUCUCGAGAGCCAAAUCGAGGCGGAGGAGGCCCAAUUGAUCAAGAUUCGAGAGGGACUUCAGGGCAAAACGCAAAAGUUCUCCGACCAAAUCGCAAUUAAGCAGAAGACCCUAGAGCCCUGGCUGGAGAAGAUCAACGAGAAGCAGUCAGCCAUUGCGGUUGCUGAAAGUGAGCUGACUAUUCUCCAAGAUAAGGCAAAUGCUGGUGCCGUGGCUCUCGAGGAAUUGGAGGCCAAGAUUAAAACCAAUGAAGUUACAAAGGAUGAGAAAGCUAAGGAACUCAAGGCCUGCGAAGCUCAGAUGUCAAAGCUUGCCAAGGAGGCCGAGAAGAUGCAGUCGGAAAUCAAUAUCCUCACUGAGCAGGAACCCAAGAUGCGAGCCAAGAUUUCGAGUACAAGACAAAAAGCUGACGAAGCACGCUCGAGCCUCGCAAGCACCCAGACGAGGGGCAAAGUUCUUGCCGCCCUCAUGCGCAUGCGUGAAUCCGGGCGUAUCGAAGGAUUCCACGGCCGCCUUGGUAAUCUUGGCACCAUGGACGAGAAAUACGAUGUUGCCGUCUCGACUGCUUGCGGCGCGCUUGACAACUUUGUCACCGAAACUGUUGAAUCCGGCCAGCAGUGCAUCGAAUAUCUGCGCAAAAACAACCUUGGCAGAGGCAAUUUUAUCUGCUUGGACAAGCUCAAGGACCGAAACCUUGCUCCAAUCCAGACACCAGAGAACGCUCCUCGCCUGUUUGACCUGGUUAAACCCCAGCAUGAUCGCUUCAGACCUGCAUUUUACCACGCUAUGCAAGACACACUGGUGGCAGUGGACUUGGCCCAGGCCAACCGAAUCGCUUAUGGCGCCAAGCGCUGGCGAGUUGUCACACUAGCUGGCGAGCUGAUUGACAAGUCUGGUACUAUGUCUGGCGGUGGCACAACAGUCAAGAAGGGCCUCAUGUCGUCGCAGCUAAGUAGCGACAUCACUAAGGAGAAGGUUGCCAAACUCGAGGAAGACAGAGACACAUGGGAAGCCAAAUUCCAAGAGUUCCAAGAGUACCAGCGGGAGUGCGAAAAUCGCAUGAAAGAGAUCAAUGACGAGAUCCCCGCUCUGGAGACAAAAAUUCAGAAGAUCGGUCUCGAAGUAGAAAGCGCCACUCGCAACAUCGCCGAUCUUCGGCGUCACAUCAAAUCUGUUAGCCAGGAGUAUCAGCCGUCUGCCAGUGAUACUGCAAGAAUCAAGGAGUUACAGAAGGGAAUUGCCUCGCUGAACUCUGAAAUCGAGAAGCUACGGGGUGAGACCUCUAGCGUCGAGGAGGAGAUCAAGGCUCUACAAGACAAGAUUAUGGAAGUCGGUGGUGAGAAGCUUCGCAUGCAGCGUGCUCUUGUUGAUGGUUUGAAAGAUCAAAUCACGUCACAUAACGAAGAAAUCUCCUUCGCUGAAGUGCGAAAGGCCAAGGCUGAGAAACAAAAAGUUAAACUUGAAAAAGACAUCGCCAAGGCCACCAAGGAAUGCGAUGCUGCUGUGGCCGAACUGGAACAGCUUGACGACGAUAUCACUAACCAGGGCACCAAGUCUGAUGAGCUUCGCCAAAAGGUGGAAGAAGCGCAGUCCGCUCUAGCUAUCAAGAAAGCCCAGCUUCAGGAAUUGAAGGAAGAUUUGGAUGUCAAGACUUCCGAACUCAACGAAACACGUGCUAUUGAGAUCGAGAUGCGCAACAAGUUGGAGGAGAAUCAGAAGACCCUUGUCGAAAAUCAAAAGCGUCAGCGCUACUGGGAUGACAAGCUGUCCAAGCUGGUUCUUCAGGACAUCAAUGACCUCAUCGGCGAGUCGGCAUCAAAACGUGUGACGUCCGCUCCCGGGAACAAUGGAGACAAGUCUCAGGUUGACUCGGAAGAUGUCGAGAUGGGCGAGACUGCGGAGGCAGAAAAGGCCGACGUUAGCAUGGGUGAAGCAGAGGAGCCUCGGGCGGAAGACCAAGAGCGCUCUAUGCACCAGCCACAGGAGCUCCCUCAGUACACUCCGGAUGAACUUGCAGAGAUGAGCAAGGAAACUCUGAAAGGUGAAAUUGCUGCUCUUGAGGAGAAGACGCAAAAUGUUGCUGUCGAUCUUGGCGUGCUCGCCGAAUACCGUCGACGCGUUGAGGAACAUGCCGCUAGAUCUACCGAUCUUCAGUCGGCCCUGGAUCAGCGUGACUCUGCCAAGAAGCGCUGUGACGACCUGCGCCGCAUGCGACUGGAGGGCUUCAUGGCCGGCUUCAGCGCCAUCUCCCUGCGCCUCAAGGAGAUGUAUCAGAUGAUUACCAUGGGUGGCAACGCUGAGCUGGAACUCGUCGACAGCUUGGAUCCCUUCAGUGAAGGUAUUCUGUUUAGUGUGAUGCCUCCCAAGAAGAGCUGGAAGAACAUUGGUAACCUCUCUGGUGGCGAGAAGACACUCAGCAGUCUUGCGCUUGUGUUUGCUCUGCAUCACUACAAGCCCACGCCACUGUACGUCAUGGACGAAAUUGAUGCCGCCCUGGAUUUCAGAAACGUUUCCAUUGUUGCAAACUAUAUUAAGGAGCGCACCAAGAACGCCCAGUUUAUUGUCAUUUCACUCCGAAACAACAUGUUUGAGCUUGCUGCUCGUCUAGUUGGCGUGUACAAGGUCAACCAUAUGACAAAGAGUGUGACAAUCGAGAACCAAGACUACAUUGCCCGCCCACAGCCGCAACAGCGAUCAGCCAUGGGUGGCCAUACAACGACACUGGCGUUAAGAUGA